AUGUACAUCUUUAUGAUUGGUCAUGUUGAUGCCGGAAAAUCAACAUUGAGUGGACAUUUAAUUUAUAAAUGUGGUGGAGUUGACAAGCGAACAAUGGAGCAGUAUGAACAGCAAUCCGCUCAAAUAGGGAAAGGGAACUUUGCUUGGGUGAUGGACAAUCUCAAGUCGGAGCGUGAGCGUGGUAUCACUAUCGAUUGCUCUCUCAUGAGAUUCGACAUUGACCGAUACGAUGUAACGAUCAUUGAUGCUCCAGGCCACAAGGAUUUCAUCAAGAACAUGAUCACCGGAUCGUCACAAGCCGACUGUGCAGUAUUGGUUGUCUCCUCGGUCAAGGGUGAGUUUGAAGCCGGUAUCGAUCGUAAGGGUUCGACUCGUGAGCAUGCUCUCUUGGCCUACACACUCGGUCCGACAAUUGAUUUUCGCAGUCAACAAGAUGGACGACGAAAAGACAACCAACUACUCAGAGUCACGUUUCAAUGA
Messenger RNA from Heterostelium album PN500, 480 nucleotides. Its product is annotated as elongation factor EF1 alpha. Gene Ontology annotation, molecular function: GTPase activity; GTP binding. The record is from RefSeq and is a predicted model, not a curated record. The transcript is spliced from 3 exons. Gene Ontology annotation, biological process: translation. Bases 1 to 480 code for a protein of 159 amino acids. NCBI's taxonomy places the organism in Eukaryota, Evosea, Eumycetozoa, Acytosteliales, Acytosteliaceae.